UAUAUAAACACCUUACUGUGGCAGCUUCUUCAGACAGUUCUAUGUCCUGUGUUAGAAGUUGUGUUUACAAAAUGUUAAAGAAGUUCCUCUGCCUGUUUGUGCUGAUUAGUGUAAUCGCCUUCAUAAGCGAAUUGCCAAGCGCCGAGUGCUCCCCUGACGAUAGCACUGCUCUAGGCGAAGCUGCAACAAAACCAUUAGCAGCAGCUGAAGAUGGAGAUUCAACAGAUGCUAUUGGAGCUUCAACAGAUGCUAAUGGAGAUUCAACAAAUGCUGAUGGGGAUUCAAUAGAUUUAGACACUAUAAUAUCAAUAUUGGCUCACCUGUUGCUUACCCUUUUGGGCGAAGGGAACAGGAAUUAAAGUUUUGAAAAGACAAUUGUAAAUCAAAACAUCUACUUUAAAUGUUAAUAUAAAAUGCAUACCAGCAGAA
Molecule: messenger RNA, 429 nt
Organism: Anastrepha ludens (Mexican fruit fly)
Lineage: Eukaryota; Metazoa; Arthropoda; Insecta; Diptera; Tephritidae
Exons: 2
Coding region: 42-359 (105 amino acids)
Source: RefSeq, a predicted model, not a curated record